This is a messenger RNA of Zophobas morio, 932 nucleotides long. RefSeq lists its product as uncharacterized. Gene Ontology annotation, molecular function: carbohydrate binding. The coding region runs from base 44 to 868 and encodes 274 amino acids. The transcript is spliced from 2 exons. The record is from RefSeq and is a predicted model, not a curated record. Lineage: Eukaryota; Metazoa; Arthropoda; Insecta; Coleoptera; Tenebrionidae.
GUCUGCUUGAUGGACUUCACUCGGUCCGUGACAUCCGUGCGAUAUGUUGCUGCCAGUCUUCCUCGUGUUGUUUGCAUGUGCCCGUGCCAAGGACCUCCUGGAGCCGAAAUUCCAGGUGCUCACUCCCGACGAGCUCAUGGUCGAAGUGCCUCAUUACGAGGACAAGAAAUUGGUGACUUUCCGGAUCGGAGUGAGGCGGGCGGGUCAGGAUGAAGACGAUCUGGAGUUGGGUGAAAAUGACAUCGACAACAAUAGAGUUUUUAUUUAUGAUCAGAGGCUGAAGUUGAAGGAGGGAGACGUCGUGAAUUAUUUACUCGCCUUUAGAGAUAAAGGGGGUUAUCGGGCGCUGAGCGGGAAUUACUACUUUAAUGGAGUGUACUUCAAGAAGCGGUUCCGCCGCCACCGCUUCCGUCGCGACGCCCAGGACGCCACCACCACCGAAAAAUCGCAAGACAACGUCGACGAAACCGAGGAGUUCGACCCGGUGGCGCCGCGCUUCGGGGGCGGCUUCGGCCACCACCACGGCCACAAUUUCCCCAACCAUCACCACCAUCAUCCGCAUGGGUUUAAUCCGUGGGGCGGCGGACCCAGGCAGCCGUACCCGGGUUUCCCGCAGGGAGGGCCGCCGCCGUUUGGGCCGCCCCCGAAUUCCGGGAACGACUGCAAUGAUCACAGGCAUGAUAUGUGUCACGGGAGGGAUGUGGAGAGGUGGAGGAGCAGCACGGCGGCCCCGGCUACCUUAGAUGUGGAGUACUACUGCCGGAUUUGCGAUAAUAAUCGGUUGCUAAGGAGGCCGGAUGUUACGACACGGAGGACCACAACGACGGAUGAGAGCUCGCCGGAAAUUGAUAUCAGGUUUUCUGAUUAGUCUUGUGGUGGAGAGGUGUGUUAUUUAUGGUGUAUACGAAGUUUUUAAUAAAUGUAAGAUUGAA